UUGGUUAAACUGGAGCUGCGUCAACACGUUUGCGUUCUUUUUUCAUUGACAGCUCCGUCGAAGUGAGGUUGUCGGUGGUGUAAAAUUAUAUUUUUUAUUAUUAAAAGAAUCCUAGGAGGAUUUAUCUACCAAAAUGGUACAAAAGAAGCCCAAGAAGAAAGUGGGAAAAAAAGUAGCUGCAGCUCCAUUAGCAGUUAAAAAAGUCGAAGUAAAGAAAGAAGUUAAUCCUCUUUUUGAAAAGAGACCUAGAAACUUUGGAAUUGGACAGGAUAUCCAACCUCCACGAGAUUUAUCUCGUUUCGUUAAAUGGCCCAAAUACAUUCGUAUUCAAAGGCAAAAGGCCGUUCUACAAAAAAGGUUGAAGGUACCACCUCCAAUAAAUCAGUUUUCUCAAACUAUUGAUAAACAAACAGCUACACAACUGUUCAAAGUAUUGGAAAAAUACAGACCUGAAACUGCUCUUCAAAAAAAGAAUAGGUUGAAGGCCAAAGCUGAAGCAAAGGUUGCCAAAAAGGAAGAGGCGCCUUCAAAGAAGCCCAACACUUUAAAAGCUGGUACAAAUACCGUUACCAAACUUAUCGAACAGAAAAAAGCACAAUUGGUUGUUAUUGCACACGAUGUCGACCCAAUUGAGUUGGUACUUUUCCUACCAGCUCUUUGUAGAAAAAUGGGAGUACCAUAUUGUAUAGUCAAAGGUAAAGCUAGACUUGGACUUUUAGUAAGAAGAAAAACUUGUACUGCAGUUGCUUUAACUCAAGUCGAUUCUGGAGAUAGGUCCAACUUUAACAAACUUCUUGAAGUCAUCAAAACGAACUUUAACGAUCGUGCUGAUGAGAUCAGGAGGCACUGGGGUGGUGGUUUACUGGGUUCUAAAUCCGCCGCUCGUAUUACUAAGAUAGAAAAGGCGAAGGCUAAAGAAUUGGCUCAAAAACAAGGUUGAGCUAUUCAAUAAUUUCCUUGUUUUAACAGUGGAACUUUGUAAUAAAUAAAUUUAUCAUAAGUU
Diorhabda carinulata is the source of this 1003-nucleotide messenger RNA. RefSeq names its product 60S ribosomal protein L7a (gene RpL7A). The transcript is spliced from 6 exons. The coding region runs from base 134 to 940 and encodes 268 amino acids. Gene Ontology annotation, biological process: ribosome biogenesis. Gene Ontology annotation, cellular component: ribonucleoprotein complex. The record is from RefSeq and is a predicted model, not a curated record. Lineage: Eukaryota; Metazoa; Arthropoda; Insecta; Coleoptera; Chrysomelidae.